Penaeus monodon (black tiger shrimp) is the source of this 2515-nucleotide messenger RNA. RefSeq names its product BTB/POZ domain-containing adapter for CUL3-mediated RhoA degradation protein 3-like. Lineage: Eukaryota; Metazoa; Arthropoda; Malacostraca; Decapoda; Penaeidae. The record is from RefSeq and is a predicted model, not a curated record. The coding region runs from base 235 to 1146 and encodes 303 amino acids. Gene Ontology annotation, biological process: protein homooligomerization. Gene Ontology annotation, molecular function: protein binding. The transcript is spliced from 7 exons.
AAAAAAACGAUCUGUGUGAAGGAGCGUGUAAGAGCAAGAUGGUCGCUCGGACGUAGAAGGUGUCUGCUAAAACCGCUUCUCAUUUUUCACUCCUGUGCAAUUCCAGCAAACAUUUUCCGGUGUAUCAGUAACAGUUGCGGAGUCGUGGUGGCGGGGGUGCAAGACGUUACACGGGACGUGACACUGGAGUCGACACGGACGGUGGUGGUGUCACCACCUUCCCCCACCACAGAGAUGUCGGGAGACCAUAAAAAGGUUAUUAAAGGGAGCCCAUCCCAAUAUGUAAAGCUAAAUGUGGGUGGGUCUUUACACUACACAACCAUAGGAACUCUCACAAAACAUGAUAACAUGUUGAGAGCAAUGUUUUCUGGACGAAUGGAAGUUUUAACAGACUCUGAAGGUUGGAUCUUGAUUGACCGGUGUGGAAAGCAUUUUGGCACAAUCUUGAACUACUUAAGAGAUGAAAGUAUUCCUAUGCCAGAGAACCAGAGGGAGUUAGAGGAGUUAUUAGCAGAGGCAAGAUACUAUUGCAUGAGUGACCUUGUUGCUGAGUGUGAAGAUGCAAUGAAGCAGAAAGAACCUGAGAAAGAUCCUGUGAAAGAUCCUGUGUGUUGUGUUCCUCUCAUUACAUCUCAGAAAGAAGAACAGAUGCUCAUACAGUCAACCACCAAGCCAGUUGUUAAAUUACUUGUAAAUCGACAUAACAAUAAAUACUCGUAUACAAGUACAUCAGAUGACAACCUAUUGAAGAACAUUGAGCAUUUUGAUCGACUGGCUUUGAGAUUCAGUCGGCGUGUUUUAUUCAUUAAGAAUGUAAUAGGAUCUAAUGAAAUAUGUCUUUGGGCAUUCUAUGGACAUGGGAAGAAAGUAGCAGAAGUGUGUUGUACAUCUAUUGUAUAUGCAACUGAUAGGAAGCAUACAAAGGUUGAGUUCCCAGAAGCAAGAAUCUAUGAAGAGACGUUAAAUGUGUUACUCUAUGAAAAUCGCACAGGACCAGAUGCUGAGCUUAUGCAGGCUACAUCAACCCGAGGGGCAGUGGCACCAGUUGUAUGCACAUCUGAUGAUGAGGAGGAUAGGAGAGGAGGUGCCUGUUCACAGUCAGGCUUAGGGAGGCUGAGAUCCAACAAAAAUAACCAGUUGAAAUAAAAAGUGUAAUUGGUUAAGACCUUCAAUUCUCAGAUAUUUAUACAGUAUAAGGAGAGUUUAUCAUUAUUAUUAUUAUUGUUAUUAUUAUUAUUAUUAUUAUUAUUAUUAUUAUUAUUAUUAUUAUAUAUGAUGGUAAGCAGCUCUGGGCAGACAUUAAUAUAGUUGCCAGAGGCUUUGCUCAAACAUUUCAACAGAUUCACAGCUGCCAACAUUUGACAAAACUCAAUUAUGUAGCUGUAAGGGGAUCACGACAAUAAUAGCCCAUAAUGUCCCUGGAUAAGCGUAACAAUUGUUUCACCUUACGGUUACUUAAGCUUGAAACAUGGAAGCACAGCCAGUUAAUGGAAAAAUAAAUGUUUAAUGUCUGUAUUUAAGUAAUUUGUUAUAUUCAUUUUUAUUAAUCAAUGUCCCCUAUUAUUUUUGAGGCCCACUUGAGAGGAAUUUCUUGAUAUUGUAUAUAUUUUAUAUAAAUAUUUCUAAUUUUACAAAUUUCAAGGAAUAUGCCAUACAACUAGUUCAUAACACUUCUAUAAACCAACUAUAAAGAUAUUGAUUAAUAAUUAUUAAGGAAUUCCACUGCCUGUGUGGGUACUUUUUUCAAUAGUGCUAAUUUUGUGUGCUAAAUGAAUCUCUGCAUUUGAAAGGGGAUGCUCUUAUGUAUGGCUCUUACAUUGUACACCUCCACUGAAAUAUUGGGGAUGUGUUUUGUUUUGGUAUUGUAACCCAAGAUUUUUCCAAGAAGCGCUUCUGUGAUGAAUAUAGAGUAGGAUGUUUGUAAUCAGGGAAACUGUAUUUCCUGGAAUGUUCAUAUUUGAGACGUAAUAAUUAUAAAGGGCCAUAUUUUCCUGUUAUCUACUCAUUACAUUACCUAUCACUAUAUAUUGUCAUAAUAUUUGAAGGCAUGUACCUGCAUUUUAUUUUUCUUUCUUUUUUUCUUUUUUUUGACCAAGGAGUUUUUAAGAUAUACUAGUAGAAAUGUCUUCCUUAAAGUUAUUUUGAUAAGAAAUUUGUUAGUAUGAUAUUUAGUGUGAAAUCAUCUAAACAGAAGUAUUCUGCUUUUACUAAUUAUUAUUUAUUAUGGUUAUUUUUUUAUGAACAUUUCUGCUAUAUAACUAUUUUUAAAAGGAUCUGCCAACCAAGGUAUAUCACAAACAUCUACAUACUUACUGGGGGGAGGGUGUCCAUAAUGCCAAAGUUUUCAUUGUUAUUUCAGAAAACAAUAAUACCAUUUGCUGCCAUAUAUCUUAAUUAAUGCAGUGGCUGCUUUUUUGCACUGAAACCUGUAUCCAUGUAGCAUGUUUGGUUUGUAAGGCUAGUCCUGAGUUAUCUUUUUAUAUGAUGUGAUAUCAAUAAAACUAUUUACAGUUUA